Molecule: messenger RNA, 2014 nt
Organism: Cryptomeria japonica (Japanese cedar)
Lineage: Eukaryota; Viridiplantae; Streptophyta; Pinopsida; Cupressales; Cupressaceae
Product: L-gulonolactone oxidase 2
Exons: 2
Coding region: 87-1892 (601 amino acids)
Cellular component (GO): membrane
Molecular function (GO): D-arabinono-1,4-lactone oxidase activity; FAD binding
Source: RefSeq, a predicted model, not a curated record
UCUAUAACAGAGAGAUUGCAAAUGCCCACCAAUCGACAAUUGCUGUGUAAAACUAAAUUUCUUCUGCCUGUGUUUCUAUUUUACCAAUGGCAGAGUCAGGGAGGAGGAAAGCAGGUGCAUGGAUAUUAAUUUUGCAUUUUGUAAUGACACUAAGUUCAAUGCAAUAUCAAUCUUGUUUAGCAGCUUGUCCACCGCCACCAGUCAAUUGCCCUCCUAACACAGAGACCUGCUACCUCACUAAUUACCGUGGCGAAUGGGAGGAUCAGAUACCCUGCAAGGCUGCCAUCGCAUUUUUUCCCAAGACCGAAUCAGAGCUUAUUCAAGCAGUUGCAUAUGCGGUAAAGGAGGAGAAAAAAAUUAAAGUUGUAACCGGGGGUUCCCACUCGAUAGCCCGUUUUGCGUGCCCAGGUGGAAACAGCGGCGUUGCAAUCAGCACUCGGGACUAUAAUUCACGAAUCGAGAUCGACGAGAAAUCUAUGACAGUUACUGUUGACGCCGGGGUUGAGUUAAGAAAGCUCCUCGAUGCGCUUGCAGCGAAGGAGCUUGCGUUACCUCAUACGACCGACUGGGAUGGCUUGUCCAUGGCCGGAGUGAUUAGCACGGCGGCUCAUGGGAGCAGUUUGUGGGGAAAGGGCGGCGGAAUCCACGAUCAUGUGGUGGGCAUUAGCAUUGUGAUUCCUGCGCCUGCUCACCAAGGCUACGCAAAGCUUAUUCAUUUGACAGAGAAAGACGAGGAAAUCAGAGCCGCUAGACUCUCGCUGGGAGUAUUGGGAGCCAUUUCUCAGGUGACAUUUGCGGUGGAGAAGAUGUUCAAGCGGUCGAUCACCCUGAACCUCAAAGAUGACUCGGAUCUGGAAAAUUCGUUUGUCAAGUUUGCUGAAUCACAUGAGUUUGGUGAAAUGUAUUGGUACCCUUCAUUCUCUGGAAUGCUGCAAUCUAUACAGGACAGAGUCCCCGUUGGUAACCCGGGAAACGGAAAGAGGUCCGAGAUUUCCUUUCUACCGGUGACUGUGCAGAGCCUCGUACAAAGCAGGGCAACCCAGGAACUGAACAAUGCGAAGGUAAAUGUGAGUAAUCUCUGCAAGUCAGCCAAGACGCAGGUUGAGCAAGGCGUGAUAGCGGGGAAUGGAUAUCUCAACGACGGAAGAUCCUUCAAUGGAUUUCCUGUUGUAGGUUAUAGUCACCUCAUGCAGAGUUCCUCCGGUUGCCAGAUCGAUCCACGCAGCGAUGAGCACGAAAUGUGUCCGUGGGAAGGAAAAGAUUUAAAAAGCAACGACACUAUAUGCGCUUGGGACACGCAGGUGAAGGGCAACUUCUAUUAUCAUACGUCAAUUGCGAUUCCUCUGUCGAGAAUAGUAGAAGCCAUUAAAGACAUGAAGAAGAUCCGCAAUAUUGAUCCAACUGCACUGUGCACGCUUGAUUCCUUUCUGGGAGUGCAAUUUCGAUAUUUUAAAAAGUCCACCGAUUACUUGUCCCACAAGGAAGACAGCGCUGUAGUUGAGUUUAUUUAUUUCCGUUACCGCGAGCUCGGGACACCGCGAUGGAAUGGGUAUGUAAUAGACGAGAUUGAACAGAUGCUUUUGCAGAAAUACGGAGGAGUGCCCCACUGGGGGAAGAAUCGGGUGUAUACAUUCCAAGGAGCUGCCAAACGAACUGUGAAUCUUGUAAAGUUUUUGAAAGUGAAGAAGAAGUUUGAUCCACAGGGAUAUUUCUCUAGCGAGUGGUCAGAUGGAGUGCUGGGAAUUGGGAAAAAUGUAGAAGUAUGGCGAGAUGGAUGUGCUCUGGAUGGGCUGUGUGUUUGCAAAGAAGAUCGUCAUUGUGCUCCCGAAAAGGGAUUUGUGUGUAGAGCUGGGAAAAUUUGGAAGAAAGCUCGUGUCUGCAUAAAUGUUUAAUGCCUGUAUGUCUAUUAUGAAGAUUUCAAAAUAAAACGGCCCACAAUGUUGCAACCAUUUAUCGUACCUAAUACUGUAAGCUGCCGGGCUCUAAUCACUGAAUAAAUUGUUUGUUUUGUUAA